AUGUUCCAGGCCUCGGGACCUGCCAGCCCCACCCCAACUCUAGAGGCAAAGAGCAGCGCAGGAGGCAGCACCGUGCAGCGCUCCAAGUCCUUCAGCCUGAAGGCACAAGUGAAGGAGAUGUGCACUGCCUGCCAGAAAACCGUCUACCCCAUGGAGCGGCUGGUGGCCGACAAGUUCGUCUUCCACAACGCCUGCUUCUGCUGCAAGCACUGCCACACCAAGCUCAGCCUGGGCAGCUACGCGGCGCUCCAUGGGGAAUUCUACUGCAAGCCCCACUUCCAGCAGCUCUUCAAGAGUAAAGGCAACUACGACGAGGGCUUCGGGCGCAAGCAGCACAAGGAGCUGUGGGUGCACAAGGAGGUGGAGAGUGGGACCAAGUCGGCGUGAGCGGGGCCGGCUCAGCCUCCCCUGGAGCCCAGCAGAGACAGUCCGGAACGGUGCUGA
Molecule: messenger RNA, 444 nt
Organism: Nestor notabilis (Kea)
Lineage: Eukaryota; Metazoa; Chordata; Aves; Psittaciformes; Psittacidae
Gene: LIMD2
Product: LIM domain containing 2
Exons: 4
Biological process (GO): actin filament bundle assembly
Cellular component (GO): actin cytoskeleton; plasma membrane
Molecular function (GO): actin filament binding
Source: RefSeq, a predicted model, not a curated record